Molecule: messenger RNA, 765 nt
Organism: Cylicocyclus nassatus
Lineage: Eukaryota; Metazoa; Nematoda; Chromadorea; Rhabditida; Strongylidae
Source: the annotation of a GenBank genome assembly
GUUAAUAAUGUCCCUUAGCCGAGCAGUGUGCACUUUACGACCACUUCAAACCCGUCUUCUUGUAGCUCGACUCGCAUCUGCGACUACAUCUGCUUCAAAAAUACCCCUGGGCAAAGUUGAAGAACAGGGUUUCAUGAAAUAUGUACGAAACACAUCGCGUGACCCGAAAGCGAAAGGCCCGAAAGUACAACUGGGCGACACCCCUUUCACCUUUUUGACGCGGCGGAUCGGUCACGCUUACGAAGUCUAUCCUCUGAUUUUCCUAGCUGGCUUUUGGUUUGUGAUUUUCUGCGCGACAGCGUACUAUAGCUUUACAAAAAUUGAAAUUUGGUUGGAUAGAACUAAAUCUAUCGCACCAUGGGAUUGGGAGCGCUCUAGGGACACCUACUACAAGCAAGGAACUGUUGCAUUCGACAGGAAGGGUGUCACUCGUCAACGUUGCGAGUUGAUGGAAAUGCUUCAGGAUGAGAUGCUGGAAGCCGCCAAGAAGAGAGGAACUCGAUAAUUUCUUCUACUACCUGUUCUCAGACACAUGAAAUGAACACAUCAUCGAAUGAAGCUCUUUGAAUACAUCAUCGAAUGACGGUCUUCUCUCCUCAGUGCUUAUGUGAUGAUUCUAGGAAAUUAUAGAUGAAAAUCUUUUACAUUCUGGUUGGUGGAAGCACAUGUAAACUUUCCACAUGUUUUUCUGUCCUUCAGUCACGAGUAGAUUUCUUAACUAGUAAUUUCGCUCACUUGUCAUGCAUUUCUUCUUUUUAAUAUGUU